This is a messenger RNA of Symbiodinium sp. CCMP2456, 2280 nucleotides long. Lineage: Eukaryota; Dinophyceae; Suessiales; Symbiodiniaceae. The record is from the annotation of a GenBank genome assembly.
AUGGCCAACGUCACCCACUCCUGGGCUUGGGGAAGUUACUGGGCUGCUCCCGAGGGCUUUCGGUGGGCAUCCCAGGCCGCACCGGGUGUAGCCGAGAGCUGGAAUUUCAGCCGCUUGCAGGAGGCAUUCCCGGAUCUGAACUGUGCGCGCCAUGCCAGCUGGACGGCCUUGCGAUGGGAGCUGAUCAAUCUGACGAAAAAGGAGGCCGCAUCUUUCGCCACACGCCGGCGCACCUGGCAAACGUCCAUCACAUUGCUGGUGCAGAAGCACAUGCAGGGGAAGUAUGCCACCUCGACGUCCGUGGAGUUUCUCUACGCCCAUGGCUUCAAGGUGUGCCCCUUGGGCAUCGCCGCGCUCGCCGCGGCCACCUGGCUGGGAUGCCUCGAAGAGGUCACCAGCUUCAAGCGUGAGGACGGGACCUUGGGCCAGAGAUUCUGGAGCAUGGUCACCGAGAAGUGUGAAGCCUCGGGCAACAUCCUCCAGCAAGCGACCUUGGCCGCCACAAAGGCUGCAAGACUCAAUGUGCUGGCGACACUGGCAGCAACUGAGUGGCCGAUACUUGCGUUGCUUGCCGCCGGGGAGCAGCCGGCGCAGUGGCAUCUGCAUGCCCUCCACGGCAAAUUGGCAGGAUCCUACAGACUCCCAUCAACAGAGGUGAACAUCACCAUCCAGGAUGGAUUCUGUUUCUCCGGCUUCCCACGCCGGCAGCGCUCCAUUCUGAAGCGCUUCGCUGAGAUGGUUCGGUCCGUGGCAGAGUCUGCAAGGGCCAACUUUGGAUCGAAGUGGCUGAAGAGUAGCCUGGAGGAUGACUUUGGGCACCAAAUGGUGCAGAUGCUGCAAAAGCGGCGAGACCUUUCCUCUGACUUGCCAAGGCUUCCGCUCGCCUGCCAGCCGCUUUACUUUGCCAGUUGCAUCUUUUGGGGUUUCGUCUACGCGGGGGACGCCAGCUACAUCACAGAAGGCGACUCAAGUCUCAGAGCUUUGCUAUGGGAGUCCGCUCCACUGGGCCAGCUGCUUCUCACCAUGAAUUUUGUGGCGUUUCCUGUCUUUGGCUUCUGGCGGUACUUCCAGAGCUUCGUGCAUCACCACAUGGAGGCGCCAACUUUUCCCCGAAGUGCGAAGCGCCUCGAGGACGCCUUCCGUUGGGCUUUCUAUGGAAGCCGCUGGCGUGCUUCCAUGGCUUUCGACUAUCUGUUUCAGCUGCUUCCCAGCAACGGGCUGUCCGAGACGCUGACGGUGGGCAGCGCUCAGCAGCGCUCGGUCGUGGCAGUGACGAGUCUCUGGGGGACGCGGCAUGCCCUACGUUUACCUCUUUGGCUGAAGUGCGUUAUGCAAGCUGGCCUUGCUGCAACCAUUGUGCUUUGCCACGACUUUGAGGCUGUGAUGGCCUGCCAAAAAGCUCACGUUCACCCUGAGCUCUGUGCUUUCGCGGACGAGUGGCCCAGGAGCACCCUGGGCAAACCGACGGCUUUGGCUCUCGGUCUGGCCCGGGGCUACGACAUGCUUUGGCUGGACAUGGACGUGGUGUUAGUUCGAGAUCCUCGUCCUUUGCUUUGGCCGCUGCGUUCCCCGGACGCUCCACCGGUGAGCCAGGAGGAGGAGGCACCCCACUUGCUGCUUUCUGUGGAGGGAGACUCCUGGAACUGUGUGAAUGCCGGCUUGCUGCUCGUGCGGAGUACGAUUCUGGCGUUGCGCUUCGUGGCUCUGUGGCUGUCGAUGAUGAUCUUGCAGCCGCUAUACUUCGACCAGCAAGUGCUCCGACAUUUGCUGGGCCUCACGAUCACGGAAAUGUAUUCGAGCCCCGGCUACCAGACUGAUUGGAAGCGCCGCCUGCAUAUGGGCCUUUAUAGUCCACAGUCGGACCUUUUCGGGGCACGCCGCACCCCACCUUGGGGCGUGCUGCACCCAUGCAUUUUCGCCAUGACCCCUUAUGCCACCUGGGGCGGCGCAAGGGACGACUGGUGGCCUGGUUAUUCGGGGCAAAUCGCCGCUGCACAUGUUCUUGAGAGUUUUCCAACGAGCCGGACGCUGCAGCAGGAGCUUCUGAAGGAGCUUCUGGAAGCCACGUCCAAACAGGAUAAGGAGGCGCUGGAGGAGGUGCUGAGCUUGUUUCGCACUUCGAAUGAUAGCAUGCGUGCACGCGACUGCCGCAUCCAUGCGAUCAUUGAGCAUCAGAGAAAGAAAGACUUGGAGGGCCUCCACGCCCUGUGGUAUCCCACUGACGCGGGAAGUUUUCGGGGGAAAUGGGGGAAUCCGCCGACGCAGGCCGCAACAUUAUGA